GUUGAGGUCGUUGAAGGCUCUGGGGUAGUUGAGGUUGAAGGUUCCGGGGUCGUUGAGGUCGUUGAAGGUUCCGGAGUCGUUGAGGUCGUUGAAGGCUCUGGGGUCGUUGAGGUUGAGGGUUCCGGGGUCGUUGAGGUCGUUGAAGGUUCCGGAGUCGUUGAGGUCGUUGAAGGCUCCGGGGUCGUUGAGGUUGAAGGUUCCGGGGUCGUUGAGGUCGUUGAGGGUUCCGGAGUCGUUGAGGUCGUUGAGGGUUCCGGGGUCGUUGAGGUCGUUGAAGGAACCGGAGUCGUUGAGGUCGUUGAGGGUUCCGGGGUCGUUGAGGUCGUUGAGGGUUCCGGGGUCGUUGAGGUCGUUGGAGGAACCGGAGUCGUUGAGGUCGUUGAGGGUUCCGGGGUCGUUGAGGUCGUUGAAGGAACCGGAGUCGUUGAGGUCGUUGAGGGUUCCGGGGUCGUUGAGGUCGUUGAGGGUUCCGGGGUCGUUGAGGUCGUUGAAGGAACCGGAGUCGUUGAGGUCGUUGAGGGUUCCGGGGUCGUUGAGGUCGUUGAAGGAACCGGAGUCGUUGAGGUCGUUGAGGGUUUCGGAGUCGUUGAGGUCGUUGAGGGUUCCGGGGUCGUUGAGGUCGUUGAGGGUUCCGGGGUCGUUGAGGUCGUUGAGGGUUCCGGGGUCGUUGAGGUCGUUGAGGGUUCCGGGGUCGUUGAGGUUGAAGGCUCCGGGGUCGUUGAGGUCGUUGAGGGUUCCGGAGUUGAGGUCGUUGAGGGUUCCGGAGUUGAGGUCGUUGAGGGUUCCGGGGUCGUUGAGGUCGUUGAAGGAACCGGAGUCGUUGAGGUUGUUGUUGGUUCUGGGGUCGUUGAUGUCGUUGAAGGUUUCGGUGUCGUUGAGGUCGUUGAAGACUCAGGACUUGUUGAGGUCGUUGAUGGUUCUGGGGUCGUUGAGAUCAUUGUUGCUGAAGAUACCAAAGUGGUGGUAGAUGCACUUGGAGACAAAGAGGUUGAUACAGUAGCAGGGGUCGUAGGCAUUCCAUCGAGAAGUUCCAAGGGGGCUGUCAUCCUUCAGGUAGCAGAGCAUGUCAACCUCUUGCCAACCUGCAACCUCACAUCCCCUCAUUCUGCACUCAGAGAUGCAUCUAUGUACACAAAAAAGAAAUCUGAUUGA
This is a messenger RNA of Penaeus chinensis, 1152 nucleotides long. RefSeq lists its product as uncharacterized. The annotation marks the transcript as partial. The record is from RefSeq and is a predicted model, not a curated record. The transcript has 5 exons. Lineage: Eukaryota; Metazoa; Arthropoda; Malacostraca; Decapoda; Penaeidae.